GUAGCCACUGUAGCCAGCACGGUCCGCACACCUAGAAUAUUGGCCCGCAGCUCCAGGAGGCGGACGACUGACGCUUGAACCCACCAACGCAACAUCUUGUCUUCUCACACAACACUGAAUCUACUCGAUCCAGCCUGUCACAAUGGUCGUCCUCGCGGCUUCGAUUUGCACCCGAGGAGGGAAAGCUGUCCUCUCCAGACAGUUCCGGGAGAUGCCACGAUCGCGGAUAGAGGCUCUCCUGGCUUCGUUCCCUAAGCUUGCCGACAGCGGCACCCAGCACACCACCGUCGAGCAGGACAAUGUCCGCUUCGUAUACCAGCCCCUCGACGAGCUCUACAUGGUCCUCAUCACCAACCGCCAGUCCAACAUCCUCCAGGACAUCGACUCCCUUCACCUGUUUGCCCAGGUCGUCACCAGCACAUGCAAGACCCUCGACGAGCGCGAAAUCGUCAAGAAUGCCUACGAGCUUCUCAGCGCCUUUGACGAGCUUGUCACCCUCGGCUACCGAGAGAACCUAACCAUCAGCCAGAUCAAGACCUUCCUCGAAAUGGAGAGCCACGAAGAGCGCAUCCAGGAGAUCAUCGCUCGGAACAAGGAAUUGGAGGCGACUGAAGAGCGGAAACGGAAGGCGAAGCAGCUCGAGAUGCAGCGCAAGGACGCCGCCCGGAGCGGCGGUCGACCUGGAGGCAUGCCACGCACCCCCACCUAUCCCACCUACACGGCACCUGCGCGAUCGACCGCCCCCGAUACCUACGAUUCUUAUGAGGCUGAGAAGAACAAGACGUUCAAUAAGUCCUCGGCUCCCAAGGCUAAGGGUAUGCAGCUCGGAAAGAAGUCCAAGACGACCGACAUGUUCGAGCGAGUACGAGGUGAUAUGGGCGGUGAGAUUGACGAUACCCCCCUCGUCGCUCCGACCCCGACCCAACACGUUGAGCCCGCCGAGCCCCGCAUCUCUUCCACCAUGGACCGCGAUGCUAUUCACAUCACCAUCUCGGAAACGAUCUCGGCCAAGCUGUCCCGCGAAGGUGCCGUCAACUCGCUAUCAAUCACCGGUGACCUUACACUUCGCAUCUCAGACCCUAGCUUAACCAAGCUCAAGCUUGGUCUCCAUGCUGUCGCCUCUCAUGGAGCCCAGUUCCGCACUCACCCCAAUGUCGACCGUAACCUCUUCAACAGUUCAAAGGUCAUCCAGAUGAGCAACACUGCCCGAGGAUUCCCCGUCAACAACGCCGUCGGUGUCUUGCGAUGGAGGGCUUCCCCCAAGGUCGAUGAUGCCAGCGCGUGCCCCAUUACCUUUACUGUCUGGAUCAAUAAGGAGGGUGACAAGUACAACAUGACUGUCGAAUACGAGUUGACCGGCAGCGAUGCUCUGAAGGAUGUCAGCGUCAUUAUCCCCUACUCUGGUAGUGAGCCUGUUGUCUCAAGCUUCGAUGCCACCUAUGAUGUGUCAGGCGACGCUGUGGAAUGGACCAUCGGCAACGUGGAUGGAGACAGCCCCAGCGGAUCCUUCGAGUUCGAGGCUGAGUCCAGCGAUGAGAACGACUUCUUCCCCAUGACCGUGAGGUUCAGCAAGUCGGCGCCUUACAUUGACGUUGACAUUGUUUCCGCGUCGCUUCUAGAGGAGGAUGAGGAGGUGACAUUCUCCAGGGAGGUCAAGUGUCACUCAGACAACUUCUUGGUCGAGUAGAUGGAGCCUAAAAAGCCGGUCGUCUUUGGGAAAUAGUCCAGCUUGGGAGCUGAACGGGGUCGGUCUAUGAAUUGGUGGGCUGUGUCGUGAAAGUAGUAGGCAUCAGGAGUGUCUGGGGCUUAGAACCUAAUGGCGCAAUGACAAUAUGGAAUAAGAACGUGUUUUUCAUGAUGGUAGAACAACUCGCAAUAGUUAUUUGCCUUGCAA
This is a messenger RNA of Ilyonectria robusta, 1894 nucleotides long. RefSeq lists its product as uncharacterized. The record is from RefSeq and is a predicted model, not a curated record. Gene Ontology annotation, biological process: endoplasmic reticulum to Golgi vesicle-mediated transport; retrograde vesicle-mediated transport, Golgi to endoplasmic reticulum; Golgi localization. Gene Ontology annotation, cellular component: cytosol; COPI vesicle coat. Lineage: Eukaryota; Fungi; Ascomycota; Sordariomycetes; Hypocreales; Nectriaceae. Bases 143 to 1687 code for a protein of 514 amino acids. The transcript has 5 exons.